GUUUAGAGGGAGUCCACGGCAACAUUAGAGGAGAGAAAGCAGAGGAGGCGUGUGUGUGUGUGUGUGUGUGUUUGUGUGUGCAUCUGUGCAGUGAGAGUAAAAGCACAGUGACUACUUCUCUUUUUUUGUGGAGUGAGUGUUGGUGGCUCAGUGUGUGUGUGUGUGUGAGAGAGAAGAUAGGCAGUACAUGUGUGUCUGUGUUGUUGAAGCAGAGGAGAUGCUGCUGGGUGUGAUGGCUCUUUUGCUUUAGUACUUGUGCGAACAGGAGAGUUGGAGCCAGUUGUUUUGUGGGACUCGCGGGGAAUGGCAAACUCCACAGUAUCCUUGGAAACAUCCGACUAGAUGACAAUGGCUGAGGCUAUCUGCUGCACUUUGGUGAACUGUAACUGUGACAGCUUCAAGCCUGGGAAGCUGAAGAGGAGGCAGUGUGAAAACUGCAAGCAUGGCUGGGUAGCACAUGCUCUGAGUAAGCUGAAGGUGCAUCACAUGUACCAGAGCAGCCAGGUGGAGAUUGUUCACUCCAACGUGGUGUUCGAUAUCUGCAGCUUGAUGCUGUAUGGGACCCAAGCCAUUCCAAUCCGCCUCAAGAUUCUCCUGGACCGCCUCUUCUCCGUCCUGAAGCAGGAGGAGGUUAUCCAGAUUCUUAACGCACUUGACUGGACUCUGCAGGACUACAUACGAGGAUAUGUGCUCCAGGAUAUAGCAGGAAAGGUGCUCGACCGGUGGGCCAUCAUGACUUUUGAGGAGGAGAUUGCUACGCUACAGCAGUUUCUACGUUUUGGGGAGACCAAGUCUAUCGUGGAGCUGAUGGCUUUGCAGGACAAGGAGGGCCAGGCAGUGUUGGUUCCCAGCACUCGCACCAACUCAGAUAUCCGCACUUUCAUAGAGCGCAAUACUCCACGCACUGCUGCCAACCUUUCUGCAUCCAAAGUUGAAAAGCUAAGUGGCAACAGUAUGCACCACUUUGAGAACUUUAUUAACAGCAUGGCGUUCAUGCUGCCUUUCCAGCUGUUAGGCUCUGUUCCAGCACCGUUCCUUGGCACACCAACGGGGGGAUUGCAGCAGCAGCAACAGCAGCACCAGCAACCAUGUCGAGGAUUGAUGGAGCAGCAGAGGCGAGAGGAUCAAGUGGGAAAGGACGGGAGAGAAAACCCCCUCUCCCUGUCACACCCUCCAGAAAGCAGCCUGCUAGGAUCAAGCUCCAUCUCAUUUAAUGCUGAUCUGGACCGAAGUGUAGACAAGCCAUUGGACAGCCUCUCCACCACCACAAAAACUGAGGCAGAGGACUUUUCAACCAGCGAUAACUACUCCGAUGGGCCCUCCACCCCAUGCACACCUUCUAUGAGCUCUGAUGUAACACAGAUGUCACCUGAGGGCAAGAUGCGUUCCCUGGACAGGAACGGGGGUGGCAAUGGAACAGGAGGCGGAGGUGGGGUUGGCUCUCUGAAGAAAGGUCGUGUGUAUUGUAAUGCCUGUGAGAAAACAUUCUAUGACAAGGGGACACUGAAAAUACAUUACAAUGCAGUGCACUUGAAAAUCAAGCACAAGUGUACUAUUGAUGGCUGCAACAUGGUGUUCAGCUCGCUGCGUAGUCGCAAUCGACAUAGUGCUAACCCUAACCCACGGCUGCACAUGCCCAUGAACCGAAACAACCGGGACAAAGACAUACGGGGCAGCUUGUCCCCAGAUGAGAGCUCUCAAGGGGAGAAGAGGUCUGAGUAUGGAACCCAGAUCCCUGUCUGCUCUCCUGAAAGCCACAAGUCAGUGCCCAGCUACAUGGUGAGCCAUAUGGACUCUGGCUCCAAACUCCACAGCAGCUCAUUCCCCAGCCUCAGCCAGAGUGGCAUCCUCUUCCCCAACUUAAAAACAGUACAGCCAGUUCUGCCUUUCUACCGAAGCCUGGUAACCCCGGCAGAGCUUGCAAACACACCAGGAACACUACCCUCCCUUCCUCUGUUGUCCUCCUCUGUACCUGUCAAACAGAUCACUGCCCCUGAACCUUACAUGACAGACCCUAUACCAAAGAAAAAGUCACGUAAGUCCAGCAUGCCAAUCAAGAUAGAGAAGGAGGUGAUGGAGCGAGAUGAGCUGAUGGAUAAGGACAACAGCUCUGAUGAUGAGGCUCUUUUACAUGGCCAUGAAAAAGAAGAUUGUGAUGAUAGCCGAGUUGAGGGGCGUAUGUGCCCUAGACAACCUGGAGAGGAGAAAGAGACAAGAAGGCCUUAUAUUGGCGAAGGAAGGGAGAGGGAGGGGGCCAAGCAUUUGGUGGACCAAGCUCUGGAGAGAGAAAUGAUGGAACAGGAGGACGAAAAUGAUGGGCCAAAGCUUGCUGAAACAGGGGCUAUCUCCUGUCCUUCGUCCCCUUUUGAAAACAGACUCGGGGACAAUCACUGUGAAAAUAACUUACUCUGUCAGGAACCCAACAGCACUGCAGAAAAGGAGGACAGCGAGCACACAAACUUGAUUUCAGAGCUAAGAUGGGAUGAGGGUGAGCGCAGGGUGACGAACGGUGGCAACUCCCAGCUCAUAGACCAUGACAGGGACGGCUCUGAUGGCUGUGCAGAUGAAUAUGGUGACCCAGGUUUGUCUCACUUUGACCCUGACGCUGACCUACCACACCACUGUGAGAUCUGCAGUAAGACCUUUAAAAGCCCCUACAGUGUCAAGAUGCACUACCAAAACGUCCACCUGAAGGAGAUGCACUUGUGCACAGUGGAGGGCUGCAAUGCUGCCUUCCCCUCUCGCAGGAGCCGAGACAGACACAGUGCCAAUUUGAAUCUGCACCACAAGCUGCUGACCAAAGAUUCCUUCAGUCCAACUAACACGCUCUACUCGUCCUCAUCCCAGAGUAGAAGCAGAGACUCUGUUAGCCUGGACUACUGCCAAGACCAGCGGGACAGAGAUCUGCCCCAUCGAGACUCUACCAGCCAGACCUCCGUCAUCUUCAGGGGCCACAAUCGUAUGGGCCUGGUCUUCCCCAUGAGCAAAAUGUCCUCUGCAUCAUACAGCACUGAGGCAUCCCCAUUAGGUGAGAUGGAGGGAUUAGGAGAAGGAGGGGAAGGAGGUGGGGAGGAUGGAGCGGUUCUGGACUUGAGUACCUCCUCUGCCGCUCCACCUCGUAGCAGUGCCCGAUCUUCCUGGGACUCUGAUGGGGCCUGUAGUGAAGAAGGGGAUGGGAUUGAGGAGGAUGAGGAGGCCCUCCCAAUAGAGGACAGCGAUGAAAGCUGUGAUGGGGUGGGGAGGUCUGGGGGGGCAGAGCUGGCGCUUGGGGGAGAGAGGACCUUGGGCUGCAUUGCAGGGGAGCAAGUUGGGCUUCAGGGAGGUGGUGGCGGAUCCCCGAUAACCUGCCAUGUCUGCCAAAAGGUGUACAGCAACAAGGGCACAUUCCGGGCCCACUACAAGACUGUCCACCUGCGACUGCUCCACAAGUGUAAAGUACCCGGCUGUGAUACAUCCUUCUCCUCUGUGCGAAGCAGGAACAGGCACAGCCAGAACCCAAACCUUCAUCGAAACCUGACUGUUAGCUCAGGCGCUGCGAUGGACCAGGAGUAGGACUUUGAACUCAUAUGCCAACAUGACUGGUUUCCUUUGCUUCAAUGUUCUUUCUGUGGUUGGUGGUGUUUUGGUGCACCUAAAGGUUUACCAAUUAGCACUUUUUAAAUACAUACUGUCGUCCACCCUGUUUCCUUGUUUUUUCUUUUUUUAAUUGUGAUGAAGAGAACUAUCACACAUUUCUUUGUUCUGUGAAGGCAACUUGCUUCAGGAACAUAAUGCAAAAAUAGACAGCAUAACAAACAUCCGUAUGUGUUGUGCAUUAAUAUUUAGAGAACAUUCCAAACAUACACUGGUCAGUAAAUCCUGCUUCAAAAUGCAGAGAUGAGUCUCAACCUCUUGCUGUAACGCAGUAUUGAUUUAUUUUGAUUGGUUUGCCUAACAGCCCAGUUAAAUGAAUAAAGACUCUUUUCUGUGAACUGAAUUUUUAGGUGUUUUGUCUUAGUGAGAGAGCCAUGGAACUGUAUCAUGUGAGAGAUUUUUUCUAGUGUUUUUGUUGUCAGAUGUCUUCAUCUUCCCUGUGAAGCUGUGCAUAUUGUCUUGAUCAAAAGCAGUAGUGAAGUUAACCAUACACAUGUCAAUUCAUGCAUUUGGAAAAUUGUGUUCAAAAGGAGUCAUUGUUGAGACGCUAUAGUGUUGUGAACUUGACCAAUAAGUUAUUGUAUGGUGUUUUAUGACCUGUCUCUACUGUUAUGGUUGUUGCAUACUGCUAAAGUUGACCAAAGAUUUUUACAGUCCACAGAUGUGUAUAUAAACCCCCUUCACACUGUAUAUGGGGUAUGCAGUAUUAAAGAGGCCCGCCCAGUCUCUAUACUUUGUGAUUAUCAGCAGUAUUCUGUCAUUGGCUUUAAUGUAAAAUAUGAUCAAAUUUACACCAAAAGUAAACUCUGAAAACGACUUCAGAUUGAUGGGACAGAUACAUAUUUUUGGAUUUUGGUGGUAUUUCUGUAUAUGACAUCUGCUCUUGGGACUAGACUUGAUUAAGGCAUUGCUCCUGUAUUGUCUGUGUGGUUGCUUGCAGUUUCCAACUGACUAGACGAACAGCUUAAAAUAUGUUGUGUCUGGAGGCUAGAAGCAUGUACUGUGAAUGAGUCAAACACUGGGAAGUUAUUUCAAAAAUGAAACUUAAAUAAAGGCCCCACAUAGGAGCACAUGCUUAAACAGAACUGGUAAAAAUGUUUAUUGAACUGUAUAUUCUGUGAAUAGUGUUAUUUGUUAUCUGAAAGAAACCAAAAAAUAUAACUGUAAUACAAAUUUCACAGCUACCAUGUGACAUUAUUUCCUUUUAAAAAAUGAAUGAACAAGAAGAUUGUGUUGGACAUGUCUGAUGAUUUCACCAUGGUUUACAGUUUUAGUUUUGCUCUGUAUUGUUCAGUCUGUAUUUCAAUGCAAUGGGCCAGAUCCCACAUGUUUGAAGUUUGGAUUUGUUUAAAAAGGAACAAACAAAUGUUAAUAGGUGAUCAUGUUUCUUUUGUUUUAAUGUUACAAUACUCAUUCCUAUUAAAUAAAAAGCCAUAUGUUUGCAAGCCUCA
Molecule: messenger RNA, 5084 nt
Organism: Notolabrus celidotus (New Zealand spotty)
Lineage: Eukaryota; Metazoa; Chordata; Actinopteri; Labriformes; Labridae
Gene: bnc1
Product: basonuclin 1
Exons: 5
Coding region: 343-3552 (1069 amino acids)
Biological process (GO): regulation of transcription by RNA polymerase I
Cellular component (GO): nucleus
Source: RefSeq, a predicted model, not a curated record